AAAUAAAUUUACAUAUAUAUUUCUAAAAAAUGCUGCAGCCCAAGCGCAUGCGUUAUUAUCUUAAAGACGAGAUUGUCUUGCAUAAUAAGAAACUGGACUGUUGGCUAGUUAUACAUCAAAAUGUUUACGAUCUGACGCCUAUGAUUAAGGAUAGACUUGAUCAUUGGAAUCGCAACAUGGACUAUUUGGUAGCGCAUGCUGGCAAGGAUUUGACGCAUUUGUUUCAUGCCAAUGGCGAGCCACGCACUGAGAUCUCGCCCAGCACUGGACGCCCGCGUGUGCUCUUUCCACCCAUUCUGGAGGUGGCCAUCAGCGAGUUUGUCAAGUCGCCGCACACGAUGUGGAGUCAGGAUCCGCUUUAUCACAUUGGACGCAUUACCAAGCGCGCCAGACCGAUUCGCAUAGUCAACACGCUGACGGGCAAGCUGCAGCCCAUGACAGUUUGCGAUGAGGAUAGCAUCUAUGAUAUACAGCAAAAGUAUAAAGCGCGCUAUAAUCAUCAUGCGGGCAGCUACGAGUGGCGCAAGUUCUCCAAUGGCGCUAAGCGCUGUGGCGCUUUGAAUCUCAAUGGCACUCUGGAUGAGAAUGAUUUGACCGAUGAUGCUGCCAGCGAUUUGGAGCUGCCGCCACCCUCUAUAUGGUUAUACUAUACAGAUGACUUGACCAUAGCUUGAUUGCAUUUUCGGCUUGUCGCUUAAAAAUUAGUUGUGUGCCUGGUAAAGAUCAUUUCAAGCUAGACUGACUUUUGGGCUAUUUUAGAGCGUCCCUAUAGUAUUCAGUUUCAAUUCGUUUAUAUGUGUUAGUGCAGCAUUUAUUUGCGUUUUAUACAAAUGUCAUGCUCGACAUGCGCUGCUAAUAAUAACAACAACAACAAAAGUGCAGCGAUCUUGUUCAGGGCCGCGGCACUGUGAGAAAUUAAAACAAAUUAAAUAAAAGUAUG
Messenger RNA from Drosophila busckii, 940 nucleotides. RefSeq names its product cytochrome b5 domain-containing protein 1. The transcript has 3 exons. The record is from RefSeq and is a predicted model, not a curated record. Lineage: Eukaryota; Metazoa; Arthropoda; Insecta; Diptera; Drosophilidae. The coding region runs from base 30 to 674 and encodes 214 amino acids.